AAAACAAGAUGAGAAUAUAGUAAUCUGUCCUCGGAUAACGCAUGUGUCUUGGUAAUGCCGUAAAGCACGUGUUUCGUUGCAACACAACCAGCGCAGCGAACAAAAGCAAAGUUAUCUGACAGUGUCGUCUGAUACUGAUUGGCACCAUGCUUCCAGGCUACAGUCCUGUGACCCAGGCCCUGCUGGGAACUCUGUUCACCUGGGGCCUGACUGCUGCUGGGGCUGCCCUGGUCUUCAUCUUCUCCAGCCGACAGAAGCGGAUAUUGGAUGGAAGUCUGGGCUUUGCUGCUGGGGUGAUGUUGGCGGCGUCCUAUUGGUCGUUGCUGGCUCCGGCCAUAGACAUGGCGGAGGAUUCGGGGAAGUACGGCUCGUUUGCUUUUGUCCCCGUGGCGGUGGGCUUCGCCCUGGGAGCGGCCUUCGUGUACCUGGCUGACCUCAUGAUGCCUGCUCUGGGUGUAGGAGUGGACCCCCACACAGCCCUGGCCCUGUCCCCAGACUCCAAACUGGCCAAGGAGGAGGACCUCUUGUUCCCAGCCUCAGAUGAGAUGACCAUCAGGAUAGGUAGAGCAGGACCGCUCUCAGACAAGAUUGAGAACGGAGGAGACGUGUACCAGAGGCGGAAAGGCCCCCACGUCGACGCUGGUUCCUCAGAUUCCGAGGGACAGGAAGUGGGCAGCCGGCAACAGGAAGGGGCAGGGCAAACUGGAAGCAGAUGGAGGCGCAUCAUCCUCCUGAUCGUGGCGAUCACCAUCCACAACAUCCCAGAGGGCCUGGCUGUGGGUGUAGGAUUUGGAGCCAUAGGAAAGACCUCAUCUGCCACAUUUGAGAGUGCCAGGAACUUGGCCAUUGGCAUAGGGAUCCAGAAUUUCCCAGAGGGCCUUGCGGUGAGCCUCCCUCUGCGAGGUGCAGGGAUGUCCACAUGGAAAGCCUUCUGGUACGGACAGCUCAGUGGAAUGGUAGAACCAAUCGCCGGGUUGCUAGGAGCUGUUGCCGUGGUGCUGGCUGAACCACUGUUGCCGUACGCCCUGGCCUUCGCUGCAGGGGCUAUGGUGUAUGUGGUGGUUGAUGACAUCAUCCCAGAGGCUCAACUCAGUGGGAACGGUAAGUUGGCUUCCUGGACCUCCAUCCUGGGCUUUGUAGUGAUGAUGUCACUUGACGUUGGGCUGGGCUGAGGCCUCACCUCCACGCAGAACACCUCGCUGAUGUCACAGAAUGAUGUCACGGCUAAUCGCCAGACCUUGGGGAAAAAGGGACCAAAUCUGCCUUCUCUCUAAUUGCUUGCUUUUGUUGUAUUUAUUUUUAUUUUAUUUUUUAAUUUUGACAUUUUGUGAAUUUGGUUGUUGUUUUUUGGGAUACUGGAUCCUUAUUAUAAAAUGUGAUGAUACUUGAAAAGUGGUGUUUGUAUGACUAGUUUAGACUGGUACUGAGACAGCCAUGUAUGAAAAAUUGAUAGUUGAUUUUGAAUAGAUUUUUAUGGAGUGUGUGUGUGUAAUUGGGUUUACACCUCUAAGGGCUAAGUCCAUUUUGGCUCCAACUGUGUCAGCCCACUCCACAGUUGGACCUCAAGACUGUGUUUUGAAGGCUAGUUAUGGUCACUGAAUGAAACACAGGGAUCUUUGUCUACAGAUAUGUCACAUAUUACGAGGUGAAUGUGUCGGCUUGCCUGAUCCUUGAGAAGGAUCUUUGCUCGGAUUAUGAUGUAAUGUAUUUACAAAUGGUGCACACCCUGAUUCAUUCAGGAUGGAAUGUUUUUUUUCUUCCUCAAUUAUCAAACAUUUAAAUGACCAAGUGGUUCCGUCUGUUUUUUCCUUGCUCUUUUGCUUUAUUUAGCUUUUUCUCGCAUACAUUCUCUAUCAUCCUCAGGCUGGCCAUUGUGUGUGUUUGGAUGAAGAGAAUGUGGUGUGGAUGAAGAGAAUGUGAAUAGCAAAAUUUUACAGCUAGCUUCUCCUUUCUUAUCUUUUUCUCAACUACAGCACACACAUUCCAUUCGUAUUGCAUUGUUAUUACAUUAUUAUAAUAUGACAUUCAGUUAUCAUUACAGGUGAAAUGACAUAUAAUUACUAAUUUGUGAAAAGAGAGAUAUUGCAGCUAGCCAAAUGCAAUGCUAGCUACACAACCCAGAUGCAACCUCCUUUUUGCUUGUUCAUUUUUACGUUCAUGAACUGUACUGUACUGCUGGAGUUUGGUGGGGGCUUCUAAACCCUCUGGCCUUAUUGUACUGUAGACCCUCUGGCCUUACAGCUAUGUAUGGGACAACGUCUCAGAGUAGGUGUGCUGAUCUAGGAUGUGAUUUUAAAAAGUAAAAAUGAUCUCAGCACUCUUACUCGGACACGCUUGAUUGAAAUGAACCCUGAGGGGUAUACUACAAAGCAGGAUCAAUGAGUUAGCCAGUAAACUUGCAUAAAUUAUUAUUUUUUAAAUGUGUUUGAUUAGCCUGAAACGGGCAUGGUCUGAUUUAACUCAACAACCAAAAACACAUAUCUUAGCUUAGAUUACUUAAUGAAACAGAAAAUCAAUAGUUAUUUUGGGUUGUUUAUCCAAGUUAGCUGGCUAACUCAUUGAUCCUGCGUCGCGGUAUACCCCUCAGGUCUCCCUGCCUAAUUCUAUUCUUGGAGGGGCCUGGAUAGAACCAUUCCCAAGGAAAAGUGUCAUGGAGAGAGAUGUGGUGAUGAUGUAAUAAACCAAAACUGAUUCCACUA
Oncorhynchus mykiss (rainbow trout) is the source of this 2699-nucleotide messenger RNA. RefSeq names its product solute carrier family 39, member 11 (gene slc39a11). The record is from RefSeq and is a predicted model, not a curated record. Gene Ontology annotation, molecular function: zinc ion transmembrane transporter activity. Gene Ontology annotation, biological process: zinc ion transmembrane transport. Gene Ontology annotation, cellular component: membrane. NCBI's taxonomy places the organism in Eukaryota, Metazoa, Chordata, Actinopteri, Salmoniformes, Salmonidae.